AUGCAGGCGUCGCAGGGCAGCAACCAAGCCGAGCCGGGCUGGUACGUCUCUGCCCAGCAGCCGGAGGAGGCGGCGGCUGCGGAAGAGUGGAGCCCGUUGCUAAGCAACGAACCUCACAGACAGCGAUCUCCGGGUGUUUCAUUUGGUUUCUCAGUCUUUAAUGUGAUGAACGCCAUCAUGGGAAGCGGCAUCCUUGGAUUAGCUUAUGUGAUGGCUAAUACCGGUAUCCUUGGAUUUAGUUUCCUGCUGCUGUUAGUUGCGUUCCUGGCCUCCUACUCAGUCCACCUCCUGCUGAGCAUGUGCAUUCAGACAGCGGUGACGUCUUACGAAGAUCUUGGACUCUUUGCAUUUGGAUUAGCUGGAAAGGUGGUGGUGGCGGGCACCAUAAUAAUUCAGAAUAUUGGAGCUAUGUCUUCUUAUCUUUUAAUUAUUAAAACAGAGCUUCCUGCUGCUAUUUCAGAAUUUUUGCCUGGAGACCACAGUGGGUCUUGGUAUCUCGAUGGACAGACGCUCCUGCUCAUCAUCUGUGUUGGCAUUGUGUUCCCUCUUUCACUGCUUCCCAAAAUAGGCUUUCUUGGCUACACAAGCAGUUUAUCAUUUUUCUUUAUGGUGUUCUUUGCCCUUGUGAUAGUAAUUAAAAAAUGGUCCGUCCCUUGUCCUCUGACCUUAAAUUACAUCGAUGGAGUGUUCCAGAUUUCAAAUGCUGCAGAUGACUGUAAACCAAAGCUCUUUCAUUUCUCCAAAGAGAGUGUUUAUGCCAUACCAACCAUGGCUUUUUCAUUUCUCUGCCAUACCUCAAUAUUGCCCAUAUACUGUGAGCUUCAAAGCCCCUCAAAGGAAAGGAUGCAGAACGUAAGCAAUACAGCCAUCGCUCUAAGCUUCCUGGUUUACUUUGUAUCUGCACUCUUUGGAUACCUCACUUUUUAUGACAAAGUGGAGUCAGAAUUGCUACAAGGUUAUAGUAAAUACUUGCCACAUGAUGUUGUUGUCAUGGCUGUGAAGUUAUGCAUACUGUUCGCUGUGCUUUUGACAGUUCCUCUAAUCCACUUCCCUGCCAGAAAAGCUUUAAUGAUGCUACUUUUCUCAAAUUUUCCAUUUUCAUGGAUCCGGCAUUCUCUGACCACGUUAGCGCUCAACAUCAUCAUUGUUUUACUUGCAAUAUAUGUUCCUGACAUUAGGAAUGUGUUUGGUGUAGUUGGUGCCAGCACAUCAACGUGCUUGAUUUUUGUGUUCCCAGGGCUGUUUUAUCUGAAACUUAGCAGAGAGGAUUUUCUUUGGAAAAAGCUUGGGCUCUUCCUGUCCAUCAAACUCAACACUCGCCUCCUCUGGAAGAAUCUCCAAGACCGUGACUUACAUAGCUGCUUGCUCCGUUACUCUGAAAACCUAUCCUGGAUGUCUUGAUGGCUACAGUUAAUUUCUUUAUAGAAUAGAACGCGUCCUUCAGGAAGGACACGGCAUCUGCCCCUCUUUGUCUCCACUGAGGACCUGCUACCCACCCCACUUCAUCCGUCACCUAGAGACAUCAUAGGGCAGCACUAUGCCUUCAGGAGAGCUGUCCCUUUAAGCAAGGAGGGAUUCUUUGGAGUUGAAAUCCUGCAGGAUUCAUAGGGUGCAGAGUUUCAUCGUUCUUUGCCUCCAGCUUUUCAUCAGGGUGUACAGAGCCUCUACAGGGUCCCCACCAAGAAAGAAUUACUUUGUAUCCUGGUUCCUCUCCUUACUGUUCCUGGCUUCUGUGGGCUUGUUAGUGAUAUCAGGACUCAAGCUGUUAAUAGUCUGGGAUUGGGCACCAUGGACAGGAAACGCUAGGAAAGAAAAAAAAAAACUGCAAAAACCAUUUCACAUGUUUCAGGCUUACUUUUUAAGAACUGUUUCUCUCCAGCACACUUCCCCCCCUCCCUUCUCCUAGCAAUGGCUAACAGUGGUGGGGACAUUGCACCCAUUUUGCACACCUAAUUCAAUUCUUCCAGAUGUUAUUUAAUGCUCAGAGCCUUUGAGACACGUGUGUUGUGGGGAGAGGCCCCAUCAAGGGAAUCUGUGAUGCCAGGUGAACAAAGGCACCUUUAUCUCCAGGUCCCAACCUGGUAAACACCAUGGCAUCUGGGGUCUCAGAGCUGACUCCUGUUUGAAAGCAAAUUGGGUCUUCCAAAAAUAUAUCCGGAGCUGUGCAUACCUGUGAGUGAUAGUCUUCCAGGCUCAGAACUAACUGCUGCUUUGGGCUGUGCUUUGGUGAGCCAAGUCCUGCCCUCGGGGAUGCAAAUGGAACCAGAGCUUGAAGCAAGUCCAGUGGUUUGAUUUGCAUGGGAAACUUUUGCCUCUAAGUGAAGGCAGCCAAAUUCCCCGGGCGCCCCAGCCCUCCGGAAAUAUGCCUUACAGGGGCUGGGGGCCCUAGGCCCAACCGGGUGGGUGUGAUUUGAAUGUUCAUUGCCACAGCUGCUAGGCUCAGCCCUGGUCAUUGCCAUUGGUCCCGCUCCAUUUUACUGCCUCAGAAUCCCCUUGUGCAUGUUAGUGGUUAAUACAGCAGCCAGGAGACGCCAGACAGCUCUCAGCACCUGGUUCAAAUUUAAGGCUCAUUUACACAUGAUGUCACACACGCAUUGUCAGCGCGAGGGAGGUCAGGAUGGUUCAUUUUGGGAAGGUUUGCAUUGUUGAGCCUUUACAACACUCACUGCUAUUAAUGCCUUAACCAUCUGACUUGGAUUUCGGUUUUCUGGCAUGAGGUAAUCCCAGGCACUAGAUUUAUAUGCUGAAUGGGAAGCCAGCAAGGGUGGCUAAUCAUGCUGGUUUGCAGAUCUGCACCUCUGGAACCUUGGGAUGGAAUUAGAAGGCCACAUGGCAUGCAACAAAUCAUAGGGCUUCAGAGAGGAGGGAAAGAGCCAGCCCUGGAGUCAGGGUGUGGACCCUGGAGUCAGGGUGUGGACGGUUGCUACCUCAGCCAGGAUGCUUGGUGGAAGAGUAGAAACCCAAGUACUUGGACAGGGGUCUAGACCAGCCAUUCUAGUGGUUGGGGUCAUUAUGAAACCCAUCUUUCUGCUCAUUACCCAAAGAAAUCCCAAACCAUCUUCCCAGGCUCAUCCAAGUCUCAUGUUCCAUGGAGCCCUCCCUGGCCGCCUAGUCCAUGGUGAUUGCUCUUCUGAAUCGCCAAAUGCUUCUGCCAAUAAAAUAAGCAGGGCAACCA
Peromyscus californicus insignis is the source of this 3175-nucleotide messenger RNA. RefSeq names its product solute carrier family 38 member 6 (gene Slc38a6). The transcript is spliced from 16 exons. The coding region runs from base 1 to 1401 and encodes 466 amino acids. NCBI's taxonomy places the organism in Eukaryota, Metazoa, Chordata, Mammalia, Rodentia, Cricetidae. Gene Ontology annotation, molecular function: L-glutamine transmembrane transporter activity. Gene Ontology annotation, biological process: L-glutamine transport; amino acid transmembrane transport. The record is from RefSeq and is a predicted model, not a curated record.